AUGAAGUCCUCCACAACAGUAACACGAGUUCGGUGCAGUCAUUUAUCUUCCUCUUCUUCUUUACCCUUUGGUCGAAUUGUUUAUACUUAUACAAUAUUUCUUACUUCAAUUUUUGCAUUAUCAUAUGCUUUCUUUCUUUUUUCUUUCACUAUUUCUUUCUUUCUUUCUUUCUUUCUUUCUUUCUUUCUUUCUACUUACUCACUCAUCAUUUUUUGUUUUUUGCUAUUUUCUUUCUUUCUUUCUUUCUUUCUUUCUUUCUUUCUUUCUUUCUUUCUUUCUUUCUUUUAUAUUAUUUCUUUCUUUCAUUUGCUCCUUAUAUCGAUCUUUCUUUUUCUUUCUUUCUUUCUUCUUUCUUUCUUUUUAAUUUUUUGUUUUUUUCUUUUCUUUCUACUCAAACAUUUUUUAUUUCUUCUUUUCUUUUAUAUUCACUCACUCUUCGCUUGUUACUUUCUUUAUACACUCUCAUUCAUUCUCCCACACUUUCUUUCUUUCUUUCUUUCUUUCUUUUCCUUUAAUAGAUUCUUUCUUUCUUUCUUUCUUUCUUUCUUUUUGUUCUCUUACUUAAUCUUUCGUUUCUCUUUUUCUUUCUACUCAAACAUUUUUUCUUUCUUUUUUCUUCUAUAUUCGCUCAUACUUCCUUUGUUUCUUUCUUUAUACGUUCUCAUUCAUUCUCCCCCACUUUCUUUCUUUUUCUUUCUUUCUUUCUUUCUUUCUUUCUUUCUACUCACUCACUCACUCACUCAUCCUUUUUUGUUUUUUGUUAGUUUCUUUCUUUUCGCCCACUCUUUCUUUCUUUCUUUUAAUAGAUUCUCUCUUUCUUUCUUUCUUUCUUUCUUUCUUUCUUUCUUUCUUUCUUUCUUUUUGUUCUAUUCCUUAAGCUUUCGUUUCUCUUUUUCUUUUUACUCAAACAUUUUUUCUUUCUUUUUUUCUUCUAUAUUCGCUCAUCCUUCCUUUGUUUCUUUCUUUAUACGCUCUCAUUCAUUCUCCCCCACUUUCUUUCUUUGUUUCUUUCUUUCUUUGUUUCUUUCUUUCUUUCUUUCUUUCUAG
Acanthosepion pharaonis is the source of this 1047-nucleotide messenger RNA. The record is from the annotation of a GenBank genome assembly. NCBI's taxonomy places the organism in Eukaryota, Metazoa, Mollusca, Cephalopoda, Sepiida, Sepiidae.